Molecule: messenger RNA, 2014 nt
Organism: Opisthorchis viverrini
Lineage: Eukaryota; Metazoa; Platyhelminthes; Trematoda; Opisthorchiida; Opisthorchiidae
Exons: 9
Coding region: 1-1884 (627 amino acids)
Biological process (GO): endocytosis; endosomal transport
Cellular component (GO): plasma membrane; cytoplasm
Molecular function (GO): protein binding; calcium ion binding
Source: RefSeq, a predicted model, not a curated record
AUGGAUGUAGGCGCUGCAAAGCUGUUGUCGUUGGACUGGCGCCUUUCUCUGAAUGACGAAAAGUGCGUCCAUAUGUCAUUUGGAGGAGACGCAGUGAAUGCCUUUGUCAUGCAUGACAUUUUCAGUUUCCCUGACACUUUGCGGCAUAUCAUCCAAACCAAAUGGAGGGCAAGCGCCAAGGUCGCGACACCUGGGCUCAGUUUGAUGAUGUUGAUUAUAAUCCGACAACCAGGACAAUUCAUGAGACCCGAGCUGGAUUUCCAAGUUUUCAACCGUUCCAAGACAGUCGCAACCUUCAGCCGUGCCAAUACUCCGCCUCGGACUGUGGGAUUGGCUUCACAAGUGUCUGGCUAUGACGAAUCGUCUUCUUCAAAUGCCAACGCACCACUCUUGACAGAAUGGCCACAUCCCCCGGUCAGCAAUCGUGCCCCUAUUCCACCACCGGUUGCCCCAGCGUUGGACCAGUCCGCCAACCCACCGGUUCCCGAUCCAUGGGUGAUCACAUCAGAGCAGAAGGCCUACUAUCUGGCCCAGUUUCUACGCCUUCAACCGGAUCCACGUUCCAAACUGAGUGGUUUACAGGCCAAGACAUUCUUUCAGCUGUCCAAACUACCAAACACGGAACUCUCGGACAUAUGGGAGCUUUCCGAUGCGGAUUGUGAUGGCCAACUUACUCUGGGCGAAUUCUGUGUCGCAAUGCACUUGGUUGUUUUACGCCGAAAUGGAAUCCCAGUUCCCCGAAUAUUACCCUGUGCCCUUCUGGAGGUAAUUUCUAGUCAGUCGCUGUCCACUUUGGCGUCGAGUCACCACAACGAAGACGAUGCUCAGUCAACUAGGGGCGGUGACCGGUAUCCUGCGUGCACCUCGGUGAUGGAUCGAAGUUCACAAAACCACGCCUUCUCUCCUGCUGUCCCACGCCACUCGCGCGGAUCCCCAAUCACCUCCUAUCCGGUCACCCCCAAUUUGUCACGUCAGCAGCGGCGUUGGUCGAUUUCCAGCCAGAGUGACAUCUCUUCCAUCGCUGAGGGUAUUAUGCACUUCGAAUCGCGGCCGAACGCGGAUCCCCAGUUGCAACAUCCGAUCCCACUGCGGGCUCAUACCCUGCCAAGAGAAGGCACCGAUUCGGAAGCUCCACAAUUGUACCCAACAAAUCUCGAUCAAGAAUGCCAGCACACUCGACUGGCAUCCUCCCCACCACCGCCGCCACCUCCGAGGGCUCGGUUACAAUCAUCUUUGGUUGGAGAACAGCGCAAACUGUCUGGGGAAGCACCAGUUUCAAUGGUUCCACCAAGUUCACAACGUCCUGGUGACAGUUCAGAAGGGAAUGAUCUCCUCCAGGUAAGCACUGCUCUGAUGCUCCACUUGCAACAUCCGAUCCCACUGCGGGCUCAUACCCUGCCAAGAGAAGGCACCGAUUCGGAAGCUCCACAAUUGUACCCAACAAAUCUCGAUCAAGAAUGCCAGCACACUCGACUGGCAUCCUCCCCACCACCGCCGCCACCUCCGAGGGCUCGGUUACAAUCAUCUUUGGUUGGAGAACAGCGCAAACUGUCUGGGGAAGCACCAGUUUCAAUGGUUCCACCAAGUUCACAACGUCCUGGUGACAGUUCAGAAGGGAAUGAUCUCCUCCAGAUCCCACCGCAUUUGGCACCAGACCAAGUGGAUUCCCUCACCGCUGGACUACACCAUAAGCACCCGGUAGACACAGAGGACCCGGCCGCUAUCGUAGCCCAACUUCGACGCGAGUGUGACGGGGUUUCACAAGCCAACGAAAAGUUGGCUCAAGAACUGAUGCAACUCCAACAACGACGUAUCGCUUUGAAAAUCCUGCUCGAACGCUUAAUGCCCCUGGAUGCGGGCUAUCCAACCUGCUUUGAAUAUUGAUGAUCGAAAUGUGGCAACUGAAUCACGCUUUUUAUCUUUUAUCUCGUUCUUUCUUCAUCAACGCUUGUGCUUCGUUCUCUUCUGCACGCAUGAGUAAACCGUGCUCUGUGUGACCUAAAUACACUUUCUU